This is a messenger RNA of Gryllus bimaculatus (two-spotted cricket), 756 nucleotides long. Lineage: Eukaryota; Metazoa; Arthropoda; Insecta; Orthoptera; Gryllidae. The record is from the annotation of a GenBank genome assembly.
AUGGAAGUGGAACAGAAGUUUGAAGGGCUAAAAGCACACUCUGCAUUAAGUCUUCAAAUUUAUUUGAGAAUGGAUAGGGUUGAUCUUGCCUUCAAAGAACUUAAAUGCAUGCAGGAAAAAGAUGAUGAUGCCACAUUAACCCAAUUAGCACAAGCAUGGGUCAAUAUUUUUAUGGGUGGAGAGAAAUUGCAAGAUGCUUAUUAUAUCUUCCAAGAGAUGUGUGAUAAAUAUGGCAGCACUCCUUUGCUGCUAAAUGGACAGGCUGUGUGCUUCCUUGGUCAAGGAAAACACGAGGAAGCUGAGGCUGCUCUGCAGGAGUCCAUGGAUAAAGAUAGCAAUAGUCCGGACUCUCUUAUUAAUAUGAUUGUUUUGUCCCAACACAGUGGAAAACCUCCAGAGGUUUCUAAUAGAUUCCUGAGUCAGCUGUUGGACUGCCACACAGAACAUCAAUUUGUUAAAGACUAUCUCCAAAAAGAAAGUGAAUUUGAUCGAUUGGCAAAAGAAUAUGCACCAGUAAAGUGAUGGUAACUGUGUAAUUAAUCCAUUUUGUUUGAUUUAACAUUCAGUUUUGUCUGUAAUGUUGGAAGGUGUUUCUAAAUUAUAAUUUCAUGUUGGAUCUACUUUAUCAACUGUUUAUAUAGUAGCAGUUAGUACGAUGAAAUCUAUGCAUUUAAAAUGUUAUGUUGUUUAUUUGUAUUAGUUUUAUGUUCAUGUUUCAGAAUGGAAACAUUCCAAAUAUAAAUUUGUGUAACUUCA